Pectinophora gossypiella (pink bollworm) is the source of this 3909-nucleotide messenger RNA. RefSeq names its product sterol regulatory element-binding protein 1 (gene SREBP). NCBI's taxonomy places the organism in Eukaryota, Metazoa, Arthropoda, Insecta, Lepidoptera, Gelechiidae. Gene Ontology annotation, biological process: regulation of transcription by RNA polymerase II. Gene Ontology annotation, molecular function: DNA-binding transcription factor activity, RNA polymerase II-specific; RNA polymerase II cis-regulatory region sequence-specific DNA binding; protein dimerization activity. The record is from RefSeq and is a predicted model, not a curated record. Gene Ontology annotation, cellular component: nucleus. The transcript is spliced from 16 exons. The coding region runs from base 124 to 3312 and encodes 1062 amino acids.
AUGUCAAACUGUCAAAAACAUGCAAUUUGCAAAACGUAAACAGUGCGCAGCGAGUUUUUAUGUAUUUUAUUUUAGCAUGAAAUAAACGUUAUUUAUCAUAGAUGAAAACGUAAUAACAGAAAUAUGGAUCAGGAAGAAACGUUUAUAAAUUCGGAUGUCUUCAAUGUUAAUGACAUCGCCGAAAUCGAAGACUUUCUUAGUGGCUGCGAUGGAGAUUUUAUGAAAAAGCUUGAGCAAGAGCUGGCAUCAGCGGAUAAUGAUGCCCAGCUUGAUUGGAAUAUGCUGAGUGUUGAUACGAAAAUCAAAACAGAAUCUAAAACAGAACCUCCGACGUCUCCGUACUACAGUAAUGCUGGAAAUCCCUUGGUUUCCCAAUAUACACAUGUGACGAAGCCUUUACAGACGGCACAGCCAAAGAGCAGUCCGGUACAGGGUGUCUAUAGUAGAGAGGAGGGUUAUAUAUUGCAGAACAGAAACAAUGGCUCAUCAUUGCCUGACGUCACGCAGCAUGAGCAAAAGGUAGCUGCACAAACACCAAUGAUAGUGAAGCAAGUGGUACAGAGCCCUCUUUAUGUGAAUUUAGCCCCCAACACCCUUCAACAAGUUUCUGACGGUCGACCACCAAUAGUGCAGGUAGAUGGAACGACACCAGUGAAUCAGAUGAACAGCCCCCAGACUACUCAACCUUUGUUAAUACAGAAUAAUACGAAAGGAAUGACUCCUUUCAUUCUAAAAAGUGCUGAUCCCAAUUUUUCUCCUGUGAUAUUGCAGUCAAACAUAAUCAAUCCCGAAACUCCGACUUUAAUGUAUACCAGUGCACCAGUUCAAGGAGCAACUCAAGGUAUUAUAACAAAUGCGAAGUCAGGAUCAGAAAACAGACGUGUUCACACAUUUUUUACAAGCAACAAUGGCCCCACACUUCUCACAACUGGUAUCCCGGUUGUUUUGGAUGGUGAAAAGAUUGCUCUUAGUCAGGCACCCCAUACUGGACCACCCAAGGUGAAGGAAGUUAAGAGGAGUGCCCACAAUGCUAUUGAAAGGAGGUACAGGACCAGUAUCAAUGACAGAAUUGUGGAACUGAAGAACAUGUUGGUUGGAGAAGAUGCUAAAUUGAACAAAUCUGCUAUUUUACGUAAAACAAUAGACUACAUAAAGUACCUGCAGAAUCAGAACACUAGACUGAAACAAGAGAACACAGCUCUCAAACUAGCAUGCCAGAAGUCCGGUGUCAAGGAACCAGUGUUUGAUGGAGCGUACACUCCACCGCAUAGUGAUAUCUCAUCUCCGUAUCAUUCUCCUCAUUCACACAUGGACAGUGAUUCGCCAUCAUCGCCUGAGUACAAGGUGGAAGAAAAAUACUCCAAAAUUGUCAUGGGUAUGGGAGACCACUCACGUCUGGCCCUGUGUGCUUUCAUGGUUGGACUAAUUGCAUUCAAUCCAUUCAGUGCAAUGUUUGGAACCUUUAUGUCUGACUCUUCCACUGCAGACUUCAGUGCAAAGGUGGACACAAGGAGGAUAUUGUCUGAUGAUGAAGCCUACACUGGAGUAUCCUGGGGUGCCUGGCUAUUCAACACAUUUAUUAUAUACUUGGUGAACUUUGUGCUGCUUGGGGGUUGCCUCAUCAAACUUCUGGUGUACGGCGACUCUGUGCCCAAAUCACAAUCUCCAGAAGCUGGACUUUUCUACAAACACAAAAGGCAAGCAGACAACUUUCUGAAAAAGGGUGACUUACAAAACGCCAGUUUGGAACUACACCGCUCUCUAGCCGCGUGCGGUAAGAGCGUGCAGGCGGGCGGGCCGGGGCAUGCCAAGUACUCGGCCCUCGCAGCCGCAGUGCUCCGGCAGGUGCUGCAGAGGCUGCCCUUCGGCGGGUUCCUCGCUCGACGGGCUGGGGAUCUGUUGGGAGACAGUCCAGCAAGACGCGCAACCCAACACUGGGCAGCCGAAGUGUCCACAGUGUCACAUCGCCUCGCUCAACUGGAGCUUCUAUCGACACACAGCGGUAGAAGCGAACGCGUUCUUUUAGCUCUUCAAGCAGUCAACCUGGCCGAAGUGACCGGCAACAGACAGUUACUGGCAGACACAUAUGUAACUGCUGCGUUGGUCUUCAAGGACUACAUGCCGAAGAUCGGGAACUGGUUGUGUGGGUACUACCUCCGGCGCUGCCGCUCGUGCUGCGCGGAGUGGUGCGCGCCGGCGGUGCGGCUGCGCUGGACGUGCACGCCGCGCGGCCAGCAGUUCCUGCGCGGGCGCAGCUGGACCUACGAGCCCGCGUCGCCCACCGCGGCGCUCUUCACGAGGCUCGCUAACUCGCCGGACCCACUCGUUUACGCUAUGCGGGCUUACCACCUGGAACUGUUGCAGAAAAGUCUUCAGAUGUUGCUGUGCGCCGAUGAACGCAGCAACACGAGGGAUGUACUCGAGCUGGUGAAGCUAAUCACCGACGACGUCUCCACCGACUCCCCGGAACAUACUGGCUGUUGGGACCCAGUGAUGGAAUGGUGGGCCAACUUGGUUGGCGUGGCCGCGGCCUGGUUGUUAGCUGACUCGCCCGUCGCCGCCGAGCUGGGCGAUCGGCUCUACCUGUUGCCUGAACCACUCGCCAAUUGCGAGGAUCCUCUGCCUGGGGCCUUGCAUAUGGCGUACAAAAGCCGCCGCGGACUGUUGAGCCUCGCUCAGUGUCGAGAUGAACGCACCAUCGAGAGGACUUCGGAAAUCAUACUCAAGGUAUGCGACCUCGCAGGAGCCAGGUUAGCGGAUUCCCUCGCCUACUACUGUUGUAAAAAACCUACUCAGCUGGUACUGCUGAUGCAGGUGCUGUGCUGCGACUGGGUGCUGGAGGGGCGCGCGGGCGUGUGGGAGGCGGCGGGCGCGGCGCCGGCGCCGCCCGCGCAGCUGCGCGCCUUCCAGCGGGACCUGCACUCGCUGCGGCGGCUGUCGCAGAGCUUGCCGUGGGUGACGUCCCGCGUGUUCCUGCAGUCGGCGGUCUGCCGCAUGAUGGCGGGCGCAGCGCCGCGACGCACACAGCAACUGUUGGACGGCAGUCUGCGACCACGGUUCAAUAGGUCAUCCAUCAUAUGCGGCAAAGAGCGCGCUCAAGAAGGCGGUGGCGGCGAGGGUGAACGUGCGGUGGCGCUGUAUAUGGCCUGCAAGUACCUGCCCCCGGCAGUACUGGCAGCUCCGGGCGAGCGUGCAGGCAUGCUAGCUCAAGCCGCCGCCACGCUGCAGAAGAUCGGACACCGGAGCCGUCUGCCUCACUGCUACCAUCUUAUGAAGUCCGUAGGGACUUUCAGCACUCCUUCAGCACCCUAAAAAUGACUUCUACUCCCGGCGAGUUUAUAAAACGAGUCUUUCCAAUAUGGACGUUUAACAGGUAUUACAAAAAUUUAAACGAAAUGUAAUGAAAUUAUUUUUUUUCAUGAAUUUUUACUGACGGAUUAUUAGAACAUAUUAUUAUUUAUAGAGGUGACCGUGCUGAUCGAAUGUAUUUUUAAUUUUUUCGCUGAUAGUGCAAUGAUUGGUUUAGUUCAGAGCAUAGCUUGCAGUGUAUAUAUGCCUAUGUAUAUCGUGUUAGUUAGUUUUAUAGAGUAACAUUAAGCUUUCAAACAUAAACAAUGUUUUUGUUACUGAUUUGUCUAUUGCAAAGCUUUAUGUGGUCCCGGAUCUGGUGCAUAAAUCAUGAAAGAUUUGACAUUUCCGUUAUUUAUUUAUUUUUUUACUUCAAAAGUAAGAAAUAGGAUACGAUUUUAAAUCGCUAGUUAAAAAAUAGGAAAUAGCAUCAGAAUCCGGUCCAAACAGAACUUCAAGUUUGUAUUGUUAAAUAUUUUUAUCUAGAUAACUAUUAAAUAGUACGUAAUGGUUAUCCAGAUAAAAAAAAUCCUUAAUGCAAUAAAUAUUAUUGGUCAUUAA